This is a messenger RNA of Staurois parvus, 554 nucleotides long. The record is from the annotation of a GenBank genome assembly. NCBI's taxonomy places the organism in Eukaryota, Metazoa, Chordata, Amphibia, Anura, Ranidae.
CAUCAGGGCACUGAUGAUCAGUGUGGCCCCAGAAGUGCCACCUGUCAGUGUCCAUCAGUGCCAGCUGUCAGUGCUGAACAGUGCCACAUGCCAGUGCCUGCCAGUGCACAUCAGUGCCACAUAUCAGUGCCCAUCUGAGCUGCCUUUCAGUGUCACCCAUCAGUGCCACCUAUCAGUGCCACCUAUCACCAGUGCCAGUGCCCUGAUGAUCAGUGUAGCCCCAGCAGUUCCACCUGUCAGUGUCCAUCAAUGCCAGCUGUCAGUGCUCAUCAGUGCCACCUGCCAGUGCCCAUAAGUGCCACAUCAAUGCCACAUAUCAGUGCCUACCAGUGCACAUCAAUGCCACAUAUCAGUGCCCACCUGAGCUGCCUUUCAGUGCCACCUAUCAGUGCCAGUCAGUGCUGCCUAUCAGUGCGCAUCAGUGCCGCCUAUCAGUGUCGUGCCCAUCAGUGCCACCUAUCAGUGCCCAUCAGAGCAGCCUAUCAGUGCCCAUCACUGCAGCCUCAUUAGCGUACAUUAGUGAAGGAAAAUCACUUAUUUACAAAAUUUUAUAA